AUGGAGCGCAUUCCACACGCCGACCGUUUCGCUGAAUUGAUCGGCGCUGCAAACGUCAUGACCACCCCGGAAGACCAGGUUCCAUACCUGAAGGAGUGGCGCGAUCUAUAUCAGGGUGUCACGCCGAUGGUGCUUCGUCCAGGCAACGUCGAAGAGGUCAGUUCAGUCAUGAGAUAUGCUUAUGAACAUGACAUCAAGAUCGUUCCACAGGGCGGCAAUACAGGGCUUGUCGGGGGGCAAAUUCCGCAGGAAACCGGGGAUGAAAUCGUGUUGUCCCUCUCUCGGCUCAACAAGAUCCGCUUUGUCGACUCCGCCGGUUUCACCAUUACGGUAGAGGCAGGAGUAGUCCUGGAGACGCUUCAUGACGAGGCUGAAAAAGCCGGUCGCCUGUUUCCACUUUCACUUGGUUCUCAAGGCUCGUGUCAGAUCGGCGGGAACAUCUCAACCAACGCCGGCGGGACAGCCGUCCUGGCCUAUGGCAACACGCGCGACCUCGUCCUCGGACUGGAAGUUGUCCUGCCAACAGGUGAAAUCUGGGACGGUCUCAGAACGCUUCGCAAGGACAAUACCGGUUAUGAUUUGAAACAAUUAUUUAUCGGCGCAGAGGGUACCCUGGGGAUAAUUACGGCUGCGUCUUUGAAGCUUUUUCCCAAACCCAGGAAACUGGAAGCCGCCUUUGUCGGGUUACCGGAUCCUCAGGCGGCACUCAAACUCUUCACAAUGGCAAAGGCUCAGGCUGGACCGGUUCUAACCGGAUUUGAAAUCAUGCCGCGCGUCGGUUUGGAAUUUUGCCUGAAUCAUCUGGAGGGUGCACGCGAUCCGCUCAAUGGCACCCACGCCUGGUACAUUCUCCUGGAGCUCUCGAGCGGAUCUGAUGCCUUCCCGAUCAGGGAUCUGAUGGAAAGCAUACUCGGCGAAGCCUUCGAGGAAGGUCUGGUGGAAGACGCAGCCUUUGCCCAGAACCUUUCGCAGGUGCAGGACUUCUGGCAUAUCCGCCACGGCAUGUCGGAAGUCCAGAAACCCGAAGGGGGUUCAAUCAAACACGAUGUCUCCGUACCGGUUGCCUGCAUCCCGGAUUUCCUCGACAAGGCAAUGGCCGCAGUCAAGGCUUUCGUGCCGGGUUGCCGGCCCGUGCCCUUUGGACAUAUCGGCGACGGAAACAUCCAUUUCAAUGUCUCCCAGCCCAUCGACGCCGACAAGGACGCCUAUCUUGCGAAAUGGGACGAGAUGAACGCCAUCGUCCACGGCAUCGUGCACGAAUUCGGCGGCAGCAUUUCCGCCGAACAUGGCAUCGGCCGCUUGAAAAGAACCCUGCUGAAGGACGUGAAAUCCAAUGUUGAACUGGACCUGAUGCGCCGGAUCAAGAAAGAUCUGGACCCAAAGAACCUUCUGAACCCCGGGCGCAUUAUCUGA
Molecule: messenger RNA, 1413 nt
Organism: Effrenium voratum
Lineage: Eukaryota; Dinophyceae; Suessiales; Symbiodiniaceae
Source: the annotation of a GenBank genome assembly